Molecule: messenger RNA, 907 nt
Organism: Jatropha curcas
Lineage: Eukaryota; Viridiplantae; Streptophyta; Magnoliopsida; Malpighiales; Euphorbiaceae
Biological process (GO): intracellular protein transport; endoplasmic reticulum to Golgi vesicle-mediated transport
Cellular component (GO): endoplasmic reticulum membrane; endoplasmic reticulum
Source: RefSeq, a predicted model, not a curated record
UGUUUUUCCAAUUAUACAUGAAUGAAAUAGUAAUUUUCCCUAAAAACAAUUUGAUUCUGAUUUCAUCAUCUUAAGGAACCGGGGUUAUAUCAAGCGGUUCCGCUGUGCUGUUUAAAAAUGUUGUAUAAAAGCCUUAAUCGGUAGGGGAAGCACCGAAAGGAACAGAUACGCAAAGUCAAUUGCAUUCGUAUACAAAGCUUGAAAGAAAAGUAAAACAGGGUCUGAAUUAAUAAUCAAGGCUGGGAUUCUAGGAAAAUGGCGUUGCAGUGGAUGAUACUCACUUACGCCGUGGCAGUGGAGGCGGUUCUAGCUGCAGUUUUAACCCUGCCCUCGCCGAAGCUGUUGAAAUAUCGAUUGGUGUCUCUCGUCUCCCUCCUUCUCCAACCUGCUCUCUUCAUCGUCCCUUUCGCUGGGUUUCAGCUCCUGGAUAUCUACUGGAAGAAUGAACAUCGGUUGAUGUGCACCUCUGAGAUCUGCACUGCCGCAGAAAGGGAUCGCUAUGAGAAAUCUAUUUACAAAUCCCAAAGGAAUGUGAUCUUAUGUGCUUCAGCUUGCUUGCUCUACUGGUGUAUCUAUCGUAUAUGCAAAUAUCAUAAAGAGAUUCAGAGUUUGGAGGAGGUGGAGAAGAGGUACAAGGACCAGUAGUUCAGUUCUCUGUCCCACUUCAGCAUUGGGAGCACACAACAAAUUAUACUUCUUGUUGUCAGUGUUUUGUUAUGAACUUGGAUUUGUGAAUUCAUGCCCUUUGCAUGUUUUUGUAAUUGAAUCAAAAAGUCAUAUGCUGGGUUGAACGUAACUACUAUUUUGGUUCUGUAAUCGAGCUAGAAUCACUCUGUAUUUGGAUUGUAUUGAACUGAACCAAAUGACAAUCUAUUAAUUUUUUUUAAAAAAAUUAGUAUAUAAACAA